Echinops telfairi (small Madagascar hedgehog) is the source of this 2693-nucleotide messenger RNA. It is a transcript of the gene FAM131B, whose product is annotated as family with sequence similarity 131 member B. The coding region runs from base 52 to 1092 and encodes 346 amino acids. NCBI's taxonomy places the organism in Eukaryota, Metazoa, Chordata, Mammalia, Afrosoricida, Tenrecidae. The record is from RefSeq and is a predicted model, not a curated record. The transcript has 6 exons.
GAGGUGAUUGCGGUGGACUGGAAAGGUCUGAAGGAUGUGGACCAGAUCCCCAUGGACAGCACCAGCUCGCUGCAGGGGAGCAGCCUGCACAGACCGUCCACCGAGCAAACACGGACUGAGUUCUCCUGGGACGCCAUCAAUCUUUCUAUGGAAGACACCACGUCCAUCCUUCCGAAGCUCAAACGGAACUCAAAUGCGUAUGGCAUAGGGGCCCUGGCCAAGUCAUCCUUCUCAGGGAUCUCUCGAAGCAUGAAGGACCAUGUGACGAAGCCCACGGCCAUGGGCCAGGGCCGAGUGGCCCACAUGAUUGAGUGGCAGGGCUGGGGGAAGGCCCCGGCUAUCCAGCCCCAACACAGCCACGAGGCCGUGCGCCGGGAUACCGAUGCCUACUCCGACCUCAGUGACGGCGAGAAGGAGGCGAGAUUCCUGGCAGGGGUCAUGGAGCAGUUCGCCAUCUCUGAGGCCACCCUCAUGGCCUGGUCGUCCAUGGAUGGUGAGGAUAUGAGUGUCAACUCCACCCAGGAGCCGCUGGGCUGCAACUACAGUGACAACUACCACGAGCUGAUGGAGAGCCAGGAUGCUCUCACCCAGGCGCCCCUGGAUGGCUGGCCCCACUCCUAUGUGUCCCAGGGCAUGUACUGCCUGGGCUCCUCGGAUGCCUGGGAAGCCAGUGACCAGUCCCUCAUCGCCUCUCCGGCCACGGGCUCCUACCUCGGCCCUGCCUUCAAUGACUCACAGCCCAGCCUGCAUGAGAUGGGGCCCCCGCAGCCCACUUUGGGCUGCCCCGCCCAGGAGCCACCCCCGUUCCUGGGGGUGGACACAGACUGGGCUCCCGGAGGGGGGGUCGUGGAACUCGCCCGGGUCUCUGCUGAGGAAGAGGAGGAGGAGCCACAGGAGGAGGAGCAGGAGGAAGAAGGGGAGAAGAGGCUGUUGGCUCCAGAGGAAGAGGAGGAUGCGGGGUGCCGGGACCUGGAGUCGCUGUCCCCGAGGGAGGACCCUGAGGUCCCCACUGCCCUUAGCCGGAAGGUGUCGGACGUCACGUCCUCCGGAGUGCAGUCUUUCGAUGAGGAGGAGGGCGAGGCCAACAAUUAGCCCUCUGGGACCUGCUUCCCAGGCAUGACCCUCCACCGCCUCCCCUGCAAUGCGUGGUCCGCAGCGGGGUCCACCAGGUGCCGAGAGCCAGGCAUGAGUGGCCUCUGUUUGGCUGGGCCUGGGACCUCGGCCUGUGGGCUGAGGCCAUCAGUGGCUGCGUGGGCUUGGCCUGACCUCAGGCCCUUGAGUCUUCCAGGACUCCGCCCAGCUGCCAACACCUCUUCCGCCUGCUCUCGCUUAUUUCUGAUGGGGCCUUGUCUCUGGCUGGGGCUGGCUCAGCCGGCCUCUAGGGAAGACCGUGGGAGCCCGGGCUCGGCAGGAACAGGACAGCCAUGUGGGGUCCCGGCCAGAGUUGGAAAGCAACAGACUGCCUGCCCCUGCUCCCCACCUGCUCCCCUACCUGCUCUGGGAACCUAGCCUGGGUGAGGGACACCACUCACCUUGCCGAUGACAUGGAGAGACGUCUCCGGCCUGGGGAGCGUGAGGACGGUGUCCCCACCCCUGACUCUCUGGGGCUGUUUACACUUUUCUCUUGGCCUUUUCUACAUUUUUAUAACUUCCGGGGGACUCAGGGUUGAGGGGGUGGAGUGUGGACUCGGUGCUGCUGGUGGGGGUUCCCAGGAUCAGCAUGGCCCUCGGCUCCUCCUGCCUUCGCAGCCCCCCACCCCCCAGCCUCCCAGAACUCCAACACCCCAUCACUUCCACGCACACCUGUGCAGCAGGAGCCAGGCUCGGCAGCAAUGGACUCCAUCUUCCCUGCCCCAGCCAGGACUGUCCCUCAGCUGUGUCCCCUUUCCAAGGACCCACUGCUGUUUCUGGAGUGGGACGCUUCAGCUUCAGUGCUGUGUGACCUGCCCACCCCCUUACACACACACACACACACACACACACACACACACACACACACACGCUUCUGGGAUGCGGCUGGGGCAACGGGUGAGCGUGAGCUGAGAGGGUCUCCUGGCUCCUCUGCUACCUGCCUCCCUCACUGCCAGGGGGUCUGUGUCCAAUGGAGCUGGCCCCGCUGGGGGUGGGGGGCAUGAUGGAGGGUGCUCUGGGUGAUGGGGCAGAGUGCAUGGGGUUCGCUUCUACUUUGGGGCUGGGGCAUGUGCAGAACAGCUGUCGGGGUGGGGGGCUGCUUUCCUUCCAGGGGAGGCCAUGCGGCACGUGUCUGGUGGGCUGUUUGUAUAUUCUUGUGAAUGACACUGCUCUUGCUGAACCAUUUUCUUUGGGGGGAGGGUUGCACUUUUAAUCAAUUCACUUUAUUAAAAGAGAGUCCAAACCUUCCAUCCCCCAUCCCCGUGCUACGGGAAACCUUGGGGUGCAGCCCCCACCCCACCCUGCCUCUACCUCCCUCGUGCCGUCUUCCAGGUCUGGGACACCCCCUCUUCUAGCCUUUCUCCGCAUGUCUUCUUGCCUGACAUCCCCUUCCCUCCCCCCAGACCCGAGAGUGACUGGCCACGUAUCUCACAGAGAUAAUUCUGUACAAAUACAUACAAACACCCCGGGCCACGUGUCCUCGGCGGGGCCGCCCAGACAGCUUCACUGGCCUGGGCACUGUGAUGUUGGCUGUGUUUUUGGCACUAAACAAUGUGGUGGCA